ACGGCCGAGUGUAGCGAAACAACGUCGCUGAGGCGCUAGUCGAUCCGCGACGAUCGUCGCAGUUCAGUUCGCCUUUUCACGCUACGCGCUCCGCACUUUCCGCAUUUUCCGCGCGUCACGCCCACGCAUACGGCGAGCUUCCACCUCACGCUCUCACGCUCCGAGCGUGAGCAUCCACCGUCUCACGCCCUCCUAGCCCGCCGCAAUGUUGACACUCACGCUGGGGAUUAGGCGGCAGCUGGCCGCAGCCUUUGCCUGUAGCCUGGCGUCGCUGAUCGCGGGCUGUGUGCUGGGCUGGCCCUCGCCGACGCUGAAGAAGCUGCGGGAGCCGGACUCGCCGCUCCACCUGAGCACGUACCAGGAGGCGUGGGUGGUGAACGCCCUCUACUACGGCACCGUGCUCAGCCCCUUCCCGAGCGGGUACCUCAUGAACAAGCUCGGACGGAAGAUGUCCCUCCUCGUCCUCUGCGUCUUCCCGACCCUCUCCUGGAUCCUCAUCUACUUCAGCAGCUCCGCCUACAUGCUCAUGCUCGCCCGCCUCUUCGCCGGAUUCUGGACCGGCGGCACCCAGACCGUCAUGCCCAUCUACAUCGCUGAGAUCUCCGAGCCGCAGGUGCGCGGCGUGUUCGGGACGUUCAUCCAGCUGAACAUCUACCUGGGCACCAACUUCGCCUUCCUGGUCGGGCCGUACGUCUCGAUCCAGCUCAUGGCGAUCCUCUGCGGGAUCCUCCCGGUGAUCUUCUUCGUCCUCUUCGGGCUCUGCCCCGAGUCGCCCUACUUCUACACGAUGGAGGGGCGCCACGCGGCGGCCGCCGACGCCCUCACCUGGCUCCGCGGGGACGCUCCCGUCGACGCCGAGCUCCGCACCGUCCGCCACUCGGUCGAGAAGGAGUCGGCCAACCAGAGCGGGGUCUUCCGCCGCAUCGCCGACCUCGUCACCGUCCCGGCCAACCGCAAGGCCUUCAUCAUCGUCGAGACCAUGAACGCCCUCCAGCGCUUCUCCGGCAUCAGCUGUAUGAUGGCCUUCUCGUCUGUCGUGCUCCCGGAGACCGGGGCGCUCAACUCGGAUCACUGCACGAUCAUCAUGGGUAUCGUCUGGAUGGUUUCCUGUCUAGGCACAUCCGGCCUCAUAGACAAGGCAGGUCGUAAGCCCCUACUCUACGUAUCCAGCAUCGGCAUUGGAGUCUCAAUGCUCUGGACGGGAGUGUGGUACUAUCUGGAUGAAAAUACAACGUAUGACGUCACCGGAUGGAACUGGCUGCCAUUGGCGGGAUUCCUGGCUUACGGUUGCACGUUUUCCUUGGGGCUCGGCCCUCUCUCGUCCACCUACCAGGGGGAGAUGUUCCCCAGCAAUUUGAAAGGCCAAGCGUCGGCUAUCACCACGAUAACGACAGCCUUGGCAUCCGCCAUCAGCACUGGUUUAUUCGCUGUGCUGUCAAAGAAUGUCGGGGUUUAUAUGAACUUCUACAUUUUCUCGGCUGUUGGGUUUAUUAAUUUCUUCUUCACUUAUUUCUACGUUAUAGAGACUAAAGGAAAAUCUUUGCAGAUGAUCCAGGCUGAACUUAAUGGGGAGGAGAUCAUUAAACCUGAGAUGAACGGAGACUCGGAAAAAGUGUGAAAAAAUAGGUUUAUGAAAUUUUGCGACGAAUGAUUUUCCGUCCAGGUUGAAAAAAGAUAUUGUCGAUGUUGUUAUUAUUUAUUACAUUUUUCGCCUCUUCUCCUCUUUAAAGUUACGAUAAUAGUUGCCGUCUUUUAGGGGCGACUUUGAGGACAAUCAUAAUUAGAGAGAGACUGAAAAAAAUAAAAGAACGAUUGAACGUUCAAGUUUAUGUGUAGAGUAAAAAAAUGUAGGAGUGAAAUUAAGCGCAACAGUGACACGGUAUCUCUCUUGAGGAAAUCCUGAAAUUUUAGACGAAAGACCAAAUCUAGUCAUCUGACUAUAAUGUUGAUAAGAAAACUGAUUAAAUAAUAAGUUCGUGAGAAGGCAUCAGCAGAUGAUCGAGAGAUGACUUUCUGUGAUAAGCUAUUGAAUUGAUGAAUCAGAAAUCAAUUUUAAAACGUAUUUUGCUCAUAGAUUUAAGUUCAUUGUUUUACAAUUCAAAAACGGACACUCGCUUUAUUUGUGUAACAAGACCGUAAUUAGAGUAAUUAGAGACCGUAAUUAGAGUAAGACCGGAUAUCAAGAUGCAGGGAUACAUAGAACAAAUAGUAUUAUUUAUGUUUAAUUGUGAGCACUAAAUCAUUACAUUCAUCCGUGAGUAAAUUUGUAUCACGACAGCGAUAGAUAAGCUGCAGAAUUCUCAAAAAUACGUUCACAUUCGAGUAGACUGUAGAUAUUUAUAAGUUACUGAUAAAAACUGUGAUAUAAUUAUUUAAGUUCUUAUGACUGUCUAGAUGUUCAUUCACUUCUUGAAUUUGGAUGAAUAAAGUAAAUGAACGUCUUUUAAAUAAAA
This is a messenger RNA of Bemisia tabaci, 2453 nucleotides long. RefSeq names its product facilitated trehalose transporter Tret1. Gene Ontology annotation, biological process: transmembrane transport. NCBI's taxonomy places the organism in Eukaryota, Metazoa, Arthropoda, Insecta, Hemiptera, Aleyrodidae. Gene Ontology annotation, cellular component: membrane. Gene Ontology annotation, molecular function: transmembrane transporter activity. The record is from RefSeq and is a predicted model, not a curated record.